AUGAGCCUAAGCAGGUUAUACUUCCACCCUGCAGCAUGGCCUAUGGGUUUCACUACUCUAUGCAUCACUGAUCUAUGGUUCUCCGUGCUAGGUCAAGUUGAUGCAAAUUUAUAUUCCAAGAACCAGGCCGCAUCUAGGCCGCCGAAAACAGCAACAAAGACUCCAAAAAAGGACCCUAAGGCAUCGAAACCUAAAAAGGAUGGUGGCGGUAAGGCCAAGAAGAAGAAGUGGUCGAAGGGAAAGGUCAGGGACAAAUUAAACAACAUGUGCCUGUUUGACCAAGCUACCUACGACAAAUUCCUUAAGGAAAUUCCUCAGUGCCGAUUAAUCACUCCUUCUUCUGUGUCUGAGCGUCUGAAGAUCCGCGUUUCUUUGGCUCGAGCUGCGCUUAAUGAAAUGAAGAAUCAAGGCACUCUGAGACAGGUCUCCAGUCAUCACGCUCAGCAGAUCUAUGUCCGAGCUACAAAGACCUAG
Messenger RNA from Echinococcus granulosus, 474 nucleotides. Its product is annotated as 40S ribosomal protein S25. Gene Ontology annotation, molecular function: structural constituent of ribosome. The coding region runs from base 1 to 474 and encodes 157 amino acids. Gene Ontology annotation, cellular component: cytosolic small ribosomal subunit. The record is from RefSeq and is a predicted model, not a curated record. NCBI's taxonomy places the organism in Eukaryota, Metazoa, Platyhelminthes, Cestoda, Cyclophyllidea, Taeniidae. The transcript has 3 exons.